Volvox carteri f. nagariensis is the source of this 5934-nucleotide messenger RNA. RefSeq lists its product as uncharacterized. The record is from RefSeq and is a predicted model, not a curated record. Lineage: Eukaryota; Viridiplantae; Chlorophyta; Chlorophyceae; Chlamydomonadales; Volvocaceae. The coding region runs from base 1 to 5934 and encodes 1977 amino acids. The transcript has 18 exons.
AUGUACGGCGUCCUUACUUUUCUCAAGGUCUUUCAUAUGGUACCUCGCUUGCCCAACGAAAGCCACUACUUGUUCAAGCACUGCUUGCUGUCCAUGGCAGACGCGUUCUUUUGCCAGGUGCCAGUGCACAAGAUUUACCUUGCCCAGGUCAUAGACGCUGCCCUACGUUCCAUUGUGUGGCGCCUCUACGACGUGCUGCCGGGGGCUCCCAUGCCGGUGGUAACCCUCGUGUCGCUGACGUGGCAGGCCUGGAUCGUGGUGUUCAGUUCCAUGCUACAGGCACGUCAUGUCACCACGUAUCGGCGGCUGAUACAGGCACCGCAGCGGCUGCAGCAGUCGCAGGAAAUAUCGGCGGCUGCGGCUGCAGGAGGCAGUGAUGCAAAGGCGGAGAUGACGCCGAGCAGAGCCUCGAGCGGCAGCUUGGUUUCGCCAGCGGCACCAACCAGCAGUGGCGUAUCUGCCGCGUUAGCCAGCGUUAGUGAACGGCAGCCGCAUGCUCAGCAGCAAUGGCAGCAGCCAAUGCCGCAGGGGCAGCAGCAGCACCAGCAGCACCCCUCGGCAUCGGCGCCGCUACUGUGCAGCCCGCCCGUGGAGCACCUCCCGCCGGGACACCUCUCCGGCUCCACCACCGUGACCAGCACCACCACCGCCACCAAUACGGUAUCAGACCUAAGCCCGGACACCAGCCCGCCUUUUGGCGUGGUGUUCCUCCCACAGAACUGCGACCAAAUGCUGGUGUCUCGCUGCAGCAGCACUAGCACACGCACGCGCUCGGGUCUCAGCUCCGCCACGAGCAUCCCAUAUCGUGUCAUAGCGGCCAGCAGCGGCAUCGCAAUUGACCCUGACGCCGUCGCUGAUGCAGAAACGACGCCAGUGGCCUGGCCCGAGGAGGAGGAGGAGGAGCUGCAAUUGCUUAGUCGGACGGAGGGGAUAGGGCCUGUCUAUGGUGGCGGCAGAGGCAGCAACGGAAUCGGUGGCGGCGGUAUGCGAUAUGGGGACUACACGACGGCGGGGAGGGGCGCAGGAAGGGGGAGGGCGGUAGUGCCAGCAGGAGAAAAGGUGGGAAGGGAGGAAGUGAUGGAGGAGGAGGAGGACGACGGCGAUGACUACCGGGCGCCUAUACCCAUGCUGUCCACUGUGGAAAUUUUGGAGGGGUCUUCGGGACAGCUAGCGCCGCUGGAGGAUGAGGCGAGGCUAGGAACUGGCUGUACUGGAGAGUCGGUAAGGGAAGCCACUGUCGCCAUCGCCCCUGCUAGCUCUACGACUACCGCCAAUGCUACCGUCACGUACCGUCGACCUCGCCGCGUGGCCUCCGUCGGCGGCCUCGUGGCAUCCACCCCCGCCGCCGCCGCUGCUCCUUUCGCCAAUUUAUCGUUGGAGGCCAGAGUCACGGACGUCAAGUCACCGGGCACAAUGGCGGCGGCCGCGGCCGCGUCGUCGUCGCCGCAGCUGCAGCCGCAGCCGCCGCGGCCCGCAGCGGAGGCCCUGUCGUCAGUUGAGUUGACGGCGUUGAUUCCUCGCGGACUGGGACAACGCGCUGGCAGUUGUCGAUCGCGUCAGUCCGAGGCGGCGCUGCGGCGGCUGAUGCGCGGGCCGUCCAGCUAUGUGCUGCUGUCCAAGCAGCGGGAACGGGACCAGAACGUCCGCCCCACCUCAACCAGCGUGCAGCUCGUGGUGACUAACGCGGAGCCGCACCAGCUGGGACCUCAGUGGCGGAACAAGCUGGCGACGGCCAUGGCUGAGAGCGUCCCCGGCUGGCACCUCGCCAACGUGUCAGUCCGCCAGGGCUCCCUCAUCGUCCACUUGGAUCUGGUCUACCAACCAGUGGCGGCGGGCGGGCGGGCGGGCGGGCGACCCUCCAUGGGGGAUCUCCCGCCCGCUAGCGCUAAUGAUUUUAUCUCCGUACAACACGGUGGCAGGAUGUUAAAAUUCAGCUAUAAUGCCCCACCGUGGUCCACCACCGGCGAGAUCGAGUCCGGCGCGGAGUCGGUCAGACCCGUGGUGUCGGAAUCUGGAAGAAGCCGCAGCGGCAGCGGCGUGAGGCUGCGACGGCGGCAUGGCGGCGGCCAGGCCGCGACGGCGCCGGCUGCUGCUGCGGCGGCGGCGGUCGCCGCUGUCGCGACCAUCCUCUUCAACGCUUCCCGCCGCAACGCCGCCGCCUUGUACGACGCCGUACUGCUGGCGCUGAGCCCGCCACCGCUGCUUGCCACCCGCGACUACGUCGCCUUCCUUCACGCGCGCGUUGGCCUCCUCCACAUCGCCUACGCCAAUCUGAUGGCCGUAACUAUGCUCAUCUUUUAUGCGUGGCACCGAGGCAAGGGCCUGAGGCUGACCAAUAUCUUGUGUUUUAUGGCUCCGGAGUUGCUGACGGUGGCGGGUGGCGCCGUGGCGAGCGGCAGCAGUGGCGGCGGAUGGGCGGCCGUACGGACGCCGCUAGUGCACGUGGGCGUGGCGCUGCGCGGCAUCCUGACGCUCGGGACGUCUGUGGGCGUCAUGCCGCUGGUGUCGCAGGUGCAUGCGGGGAUGGCACCACGGGGACGGCAAGUGCAGUUGUCCACCGGGGCGGAUGACUGUGCGGGUAUGCGCUGGAUUAUGAAGAUGAUGCUCAUCUCCACGCUGCAAGUCCUGUGCAUGCAGACGCCCGUACGGCUUGCCUUUGCUGUGCGGCUUCUUCCCCUGGCGGGCGCCAUCACGUCACACCUGCUGCUGUGUCACCCGGAGAGCCCCUACCUGGACGGUCUGGCGCUGCACCUGGGCUGGGAGGCGGCGCUGUUCCUGCUGGCGGCGUCCAUGCAGGCGUCCUCCUGUUUCUCCUUCAUGAACUCAAGCUCCGUCAGCACCAAGGCCGCUGCAGCGGCAGCCGCAGCCUCCACCUCCAUCGGCUGCGACGGCGGCAGUAGCUCCAAGUCCCGUUCGUCAGGCGGCGGCCGCGUCGCCGCCGCCGCCGCUGCCGCGGCGGCAGUGAUGGCGAGCGGCAGCAACGCCUCCACCAUUACCGGCUUCUUGACCGCCGCGGCCGGCGACAAGAGCUCGGCGAUGCCGAUAUCGGUGGUUGAGGAGCUCCAGGUCGUACUGCGCCACAUCUCCCCCGCCUCCAUGGCAAGCGGCGUGCACGCCGCCAGCCCCGCAACCGUCAUUACCCGGACCCUGGCAGCUCCCGCCGCCGCCCACGUACAGCGGCCCCCUGGAGCACCGUUGCAAUUCGACGCCGAGCUCACGAUGGUUGCGGCAACCCAGGACGCCCCGGGCGUCGUACACGUGGAGCUUUGGCGUAGACACCGGCGGCUGGCGGCGCGGCCGGUGCUGCUGACGGCGGUGGCGCCGCCGCCACCGCCGCUGCAGGUAAAGGAGGCGGCUCUGACGGCGGCGUCGACGGCUGCGGCGGGUCAGGGUGCUGAUCUGCCCCAUUGGUUACAGGAUGUGGUGUCCUACCUGGGAACAGUCAACUCUGAAGGUCAUGCCUCUGCUGCCGACCAGUUUGUGGAAGAGCUCGGUGGCUGGCUCGCACAGCUGGCGGCCUUUCAGCGGGGACUCACGGCCACACCGGAUGGAUCCGGAACCCUUUGCGCCGGCGCCGCCGCGGCGCAGCGCAUCACCCGAGUGCUGCGAGUGCACAACGCCAGGCCAGCGCCGAGGCCGGCGCCGGCCACCGCAGGCGACGGCAGCCGCGGCGGCGGGGCCCAGCCGCCGCAGCCGCGCCAGGGUCCUGGCGGCAGUGGCGGGACGGCUGCGGCACCGGAGGAGAAGGAGGAGGUUGGGGCCUCAGGAUUAUCACCUCCGGUACCCCGCCCGCCACCUGACCCUGCAUCGGCUACCAUUCGGCAGUUGCUGCUGUGCCAGGGCCAGGGGUUACUGGCGGUGGCAGUCGAGGCGGGCUGUGUGGCGCUAGCGGAGCACCUGUUGGGGUUGCUGCUGGGGCCGCUGGGGGCGGAAACAGCGGCGGCGUUGGAGUCGGCGGUCACACCGGUGACGGGGCUGCCGCUGUUGCACGCGGCGGUCAAGAGCGGCUGCACUGAGAUGGUGGACGUGGUGGUAGGCUGGCAGACCCGUGCUGGCGUUGAUGAGAUAUGGGCCAGGGAGGCUGUCGUACGCGCCGUGAGUCUGGAGCCGCGCGUCCAGGGCUGUGGCUUACGACGAGGUGCCUCCACGACCACACAUCUCACCAGCCCGAGCUUCGUGGCGGCCGUCGGUGGCUUCGCUGUGGCCGGAUCAACUGCAGCGGCGACGGUGAUGGCGACGGCGGCACCGCCGCCGCCGCUGCAGCCGCAGCCGCCACUCUCUGAACCGGAUGCAACGGUCACAGCUGCGGCGAUGGUGGCAGAGCCGCAGCCGUCACCGUCGCCGCCAGAGCGACAGCACCAGCUCCUGUUCAUGACUGCGUGCGACAGCGACGUUGACGAUGCAGCCGCGGUGGCCGAGAGCGGACGAGAGCCCGAUAAGUUGACGUCGGUGCCGUUGGGGUUGCAACAUUUGCCGAAGGGCCGGCUAUCCGACGGCAGCGAUGUCAGCUUGACGGGGUCUUUCCUGCUAGAAACAAUCCGGCAGUCCCCACCCCACAGUGUGGCAGCACCGUCAGUGCCAUCGCUAACACGACCGCCACAGCAGCAGCCAGAUGCAGCUGGGCGGCAGCAGCCAGCGCCGGCAGUUCCGAUUCCGCGCUCAUCAAAUCGCACGGCAUCGCACCCGGCGGACGAGGGGGCCAUGGCGGUGGUUGCCGCCCGCUCCACCUUUACGGCUGUCGCCGCCGCCACUAUCGCCGCCGCAUACACGUCGACAGGUGUCUCCGUGGCUGCGGCCGUUGCCGCCGCGGACCUGGCGCCGCCGCCGGGCCAGAAGCCGGCCGUCGGGCUGUCCGCGCCUUUCAAGGUGGUGUGCCUUCGCCCCGAAACCACUGAUGCGUCAAGUGCCGUACAGGUGCUUCCGCGCAAUGCCCGCGACGCCAAGGAACCGGUGGCGACGGCGGCGGCCGACGGGUUCAUGCACCAACCGCUUUAUGAUGCACGGGUUACGAACGCUCUCCAUUACGGUGGCGGCAGCGAAAUUUCCGCCGCGUUCCCGACGCAGAACCGCAUGGCCUUGUUCGCGGCGGGGCCGGCGGCGGCACCGUUCGUAUCGACCGCUGUGGCGGAUCUGGAGAAGGGCCGGCUAAUGUGCUCGAGCGCAGCGGCAGUCGGUAGCGGUGGUGGUAAUGGUGGCGGGGGUGGAGGCACGGAAGCCGAGAGGGCUUCAUUCGAGUCUCAGUGGACGCUUGUGGAUGGCGGCGUGCUGCUGCUGACGCCUUUGCAUGUCGCCUUGGCGCUUGAUGACGAGGGCCGGGUUGCAACCCACAUAUUGGCCAAGUAUCCAGAGGCGCAUGAUAUAUAUAGCGCCAACCAAGCGCAAUGGCUUGCCACCGGGGCCGACAACGUAGGAGGCAAUUCGGCCCUGGACUCAAGCGCCAUGGCGAGCCCAUUUGACGCGAGGCCACUCCUGCCCGUCGGCAUCCCGUUCCGGCGCGGCAGCAGCGCCGCCAACGCCACGGCGACCAGUGCGGUCAUAGCGAUGCAGUCCCACGCUGCCCACGCACGCCACCGGAUCAGCGGUUUUGGAGGCUGUGGCGGCUCCUCGGCGGCCGUAACGGCGGCGCCCGGCGGCGAGCGUACAACGCCCCGUGGCUGGCUGCCGAUGAGCGGACGUGCGCGGAACGGCCAUGAGGAGGGUGCGAACGGCUAUGGGGGUGGCGGCCCCGACGGUGGCGGUCUUCCGUCGCCACCGCUGGGAUUUCUGGGUGCGAUUCAGGAUGUGGAGCGUGAAGAUGAGGCUGUCCAGUCGCUGUCACUCGCAAAGGUCGCAUUCUUGGAAGGGCUGCGAAAGACAGUACCCGGCGGUAAUCUGCUGGAGAAGGGGUCUGACGACGGCAACGGCAACGGUGGCGAUGUUACACUAAAACCAUAA